AUACGAGACCAAGACCUGCUACAACUGCGGGUGUCAGGAGAUGGCCAUCAAGCGGCUUGGGGGGCUGAAGGAGGGGCAGCGGCCCUGGUCGGUCAAAGUCUGCAACGACUGCUUGACGACCUGGAACCGCGACGUCUCCGCCGCCAACGUGAUCCGUGUGCUCCUCCUGCUGAAGCUGAUGGGCUUCGAGCGGCCGACCAAGCUGCAGCGGCCGCCAUGGCCGCCGGCGGCGGCGGGGCCGGGCUGAGAGCCUGAACGGCGCUAGCAGGGCGUGGGGCUGAGGGUGCACGUGUCGAUUGGCGGCGAGUGACGUGACUAGUUUGUUAGCUGCGGGUUAGCACGGACUGUGCACCCCACCCAACCGGCCACGUCCGGAUUUGCGGGGAUGCCAAAGGCCCCCAACAUAGAGGCGUGUGCUUAGUAGGCGCCCGCGUCAAGGUGGCUGGGUUGAUAACGACCCGGGAUCAGCCCUUUUCCUGCCAUAAGGCAGCCACCUCCUUGUUGUCUCGGGUGUAUCGUGGACCGGUUCUGCUAUAGGCAUUCGAGCUUUUAGGCGCAGUGGCUCGCGGCGCUAGAUCGAGGCCGUGAUUAAAUCUUAAACGAGCAGAGACCUUGUAGAACUGUAUGCAGUGAGGGGAGUGCGUGAUGCGAGUGUGCACAUGCGUUGACUACCGUAUUUUGCUUGGCGCUGAAUGAAAGAGGUGCGGGUGUUGUCUAGGGCGUUUUGUAGGCAGGCCCGUGCCGGCCUUUGAUGUGCCCAGGGCUGUCAAAUUUAAACAGUUAAACGUGUGACCGCCACCACAUGUGUUUUGUGAGCGGCAGUGAGAGCCGAGCCGAGUGACCACACUGAGAAAGGAACGCGAGCUUGUGGGCACUGCUUGCUGCAUGCGUCUGAGCCUGUGAGACUGGGGCUGUGGGCGUUGGUGCGUGACGGCACGCUGAGAAGGCAUACGCACCCAGAUAGCUAGUUAGCACGCAAGUAGUUGUUACAAGGCUGGCUGGCGGAGUGGACUAGACGUAGAAGCAUGAUACUGCGCGGUUUGACAGCCAAGUUAGCGGCGUGACGUGCCUUUUGUGCGAUGCCAGGGUGCGAAUGUGGUUGGUUGCAGUUCAGUAAGGGAGCGGGACGGGGCCUCCAUACUUCGUGAGACGGCGCAGACCGUCAGUAAUCUUAUGUGUAAGGGACAAUCCGU
This is a messenger RNA of Chlamydomonas reinhardtii, 1193 nucleotides long. RefSeq lists its product as uncharacterized. The transcript is spliced from 3 exons. Bases 41 to 247 code for a protein of 68 amino acids. The record is from RefSeq and is a predicted model, not a curated record. NCBI's taxonomy places the organism in Eukaryota, Viridiplantae, Chlorophyta, Chlorophyceae, Chlamydomonadales, Chlamydomonadaceae.